GCAAAAACGGGGAGUGCGAAUAGCAGACACAUGGUCUGCCUUAAUCGGAUCAACUCACCCGAGUGAACUCGCUAGCGCAACACACACUGUGGAAUGUUGAUAACGCGAAUGUAAGAACCAAAAGAGAAAGUGUAUAGUUGCAACAAACCAAUGGGUACCCUUUCUCUUCUCAAAUGCUACACACCCUUUUCCUCCAUCCUUUUCGCCCACUCGGCUCGAGCCGCCAAUCACGCCGCCGUAUUCAGGAGAAAAAAGCUUCCUUCCUUUCGCGCCAUCUCAUCCUCCCAGCCAUCGACGGCGGAGAAGAAUCACGACGACGGUAAAAGUUUCCGUUCAAAGAGUCAUUCGCCGGAAGUAUGGCUUCACAACACAAUGAGUAAAAAGAAAGAGGUUUUCAAACCCAAAGUGGAAUCGAAAGUUGGAAUGUACGUGUGUGGUGUCACCGCUUAUGAUCUCAGCCAUAUUGGUCAUGCUCGUGUUUACGUCAAUUUUGAUCUUCUUUAUAGAUAUUUAAAGCACUUGGGAUUCGAAGUUUGUUAUGUUCGCAAUUUUACUGAUGUGGAUGACAAGAUAAUUGCAAGAGCAAAGGAGUUAGGAGAAGAUCCAAUCAGUUUGAGCCGGCGCUAUUGUGAAGAGUUCUGUCAAGACAUGGUAACUCUUAAUUGUUUGCCUCCUACUGUGGAACCGAAAGUGUCUGAGCACAUGCCCCAAAUCAUUGAUAUGAUUGAGAAGAUUCUUAAUAAUGGGUAUGCCUACGAUGUUGAUGGGGAUAUAUACUUUAAUGUAGAAAAAUUUCCAGAAUAUGGGAAAUUAUCUAAUCGAGGUCUAGAAGAUAAUCGAGCUGGUGAGAGGGUUGCUGUUGAUUCAAGGAAGAAAAAUCCUGCUGAUUUUGCUCUUUGGAAGUCUGCAAAGCCAGGGGAGCCAUUUUGGGAGAGUCCCUGGGGUCCUGGAAGACCUGGAUGGCAUAUCGAAUGCAGUGCUAUGAGUUCCACUUAUCUUGGUUACACUUUUGACAUCCAUGGUGGAGGAAUCGACCUUGUAUUUCCUCACCAUGAAAAUGAAAUUGCUCAGAGUUGUGCUGCUUGUAAUAAAAGUGAUAUUAGUGUAUGGAUGCACAAUGGUUUUGUCACAAUCGACUCUGUGAAGAUGUCUAAAUCUUUGGGAAACUUUUUCACAAUACGGCAGGUUGUAGAUGUUUAUCAUCCGCUGGCUUUGAGAUAUUUUUUGAUGAGUGCCCAUUAUAGAUCUCCUAUGAACUACUCUAAUAUACACCUUGAAAGUGCUUCAGACCGUAUUUUUUACAUAUAUGAGACAUUACAUGAAUGUGAAAGCUUUCUGAACCAGCAUGAUCAGACAGUUAGGAGGGAUUCGGUCCCACAAGAUACUUUGAAUAUUAUUGAUAACUUCUAUGAUGUUUUUCUGACCUCAAUGUCUGAUGAUCUUCACACUCCAGUUGUGUUGGCUGGACUUUCUGAUCCACUAAAAUCAAUUAACGACUUGCUGCAUACUCGCAAGGGGAAAAAACAACAAUUUCGAAUAGAAUCGCUUGCAGCUUUGAAGAAAAGUAUUGGGGACGUCCUUACUGUUGUUUUGCAGCAGCUUAAGAAAAAAGCUCUUAAGCGUGCAAACUUGACAGAAGAUCAAAUCUUGCAGAAGAUUGAAGAACGGGCCGCUGCUAGAAUACAAAAGGAGUAUGCGAAAUCCGAUGCCGUAAGGAAAGAUUUGGCUGUUCUUGGUAUUGCUCUUAUGGAUAGUCCAAAUGGCACAACUUGGAGACCUACCAUUCCUCUUGCGCUUCAAGAGCAGCAGAUUGAUGCACGCUGAAUCAGCAUCCGGUGUCCAACAUUUGCAAAGCAAAAUCAAGAAGUGAAAGUUGCAAUUCUUGAUUAAAUAUGAAUUACAAUUUUUGUUUAGAUUUAAAAUGUCCUGAGGUUAGUGCUGUUGUCUUGGUGGUCACUAUUGAAUUAUUAUUAUUAUUAUUAUUUAGCAUGAGGCCUUUUUUUUUAGAAUAAUCAUAAUCAAAUAGAAUGAAAAGAAAAAUUAGUAUUUGAAAUUGAAUAUA
Molecule: messenger RNA, 2062 nt
Organism: Cicer arietinum (chickpea)
Lineage: Eukaryota; Viridiplantae; Streptophyta; Magnoliopsida; Fabales; Fabaceae
Product: cysteine--tRNA ligase, chloroplastic/mitochondrial
Biological process (GO): cysteinyl-tRNA aminoacylation
Cellular component (GO): cytoplasm
Molecular function (GO): cysteine-tRNA ligase activity; ATP binding
Source: RefSeq, a predicted model, not a curated record